This is a messenger RNA of Calliphora vicina (urban bluebottle blowfly), 1815 nucleotides long. Its product is annotated as CDK5RAP1-like protein. The transcript has a single exon. The record is from RefSeq and is a predicted model, not a curated record. Bases 37 to 1758 code for a protein of 573 amino acids. NCBI's taxonomy places the organism in Eukaryota, Metazoa, Arthropoda, Insecta, Diptera, Calliphoridae. Gene Ontology annotation, molecular function: 4 iron, 4 sulfur cluster binding; methylthiotransferase activity. Gene Ontology annotation, cellular component: mitochondrion. Gene Ontology annotation, biological process: tRNA modification; negative regulation of cyclin-dependent protein serine/threonine kinase activity.
UAUAAUUGGUGAACAUUUUAAAAACAUUAAAUUAAAAUGAAAUUACAAAGACUUUAUAAUCUAUGUAGACAACAAAGCAAUUCCAUACGAUGUUUAAGCAAUUGUCGGAGUCACAGUACCUCUGCUAAACCCUCUAGCAGAGAAACUUUUUUAGAACGUGUGUCUGCGGGUCCUGGUUUGCAAGAAUUUUUUAAUGUAAAACCUAAAUUGAACUCACCAUUACAAAGUGCAGCACAACAGGAAGAAGAAUUAAUACCUUAUUUACCUUUAGAAAGCUACCAAGGCCAAGGACGUAAAGUACAUUUUGAAAUAUAUGGCUGUCAAAUGAAUACCAAUGACACCGAGGUGGUGUGGUCUAUUAUGAAGGCUAACGGUUAUACCAAGUCCCAGGAUAUUAAAGAUGCCGAUGUUGUAAUGAUAGUGACAUGUGCAGUAAGAGAGGGAGCUGAAACCAAGAUAUGGAAUCGUUUAAAUCAUUUAAAAGCCUUAAAAGAAAAAAGAUCGGCGAAAAAAGGCCCAUUGCAAAUCACAGUACUGGGCUGCAUGGCGGAGAGACUGAAACAGAAAUUAUUGGAAAAAGAAAAAUGUGUAGAUGUGGUAGCUGGACCAGAUAGCUAUAAAGAUCUACCUAGGUUAUUGGCUAUUUCCCGACACUAUCAACAGUCUGCAAUUAAUGUUAUUUUAAGUUUAGAUGAAACAUACGGCGAUGUUAUGCCGGUGAGACUAAACACUGAUUCACCCACAGCUUUUGUAUCCAUUAUGAGAGGUUGUGAUAAUAUGUGCACUUAUUGUAUAGUACCUUUUACCAGGGGCAGAGAACGUUCGCGAGAUGUAGAGUCCAUAAAGCAAGAAGUCUUACAUUUAAGAGAUAAUGGUGUUAAAGAAGUUACAUUAUUGGGCCAAAAUGUCAAUAGUUAUAGAGAUAUUUCUAAAGAAAUGGAUGCAAAUGUUAAGACAGCCCCUGGCUUCAAAACUGUUUAUAAACCCAAAAAAGGAGGUCUCCCAUUUUCAGUGCUGCUACAAGAAGUAGCCGAAGCUGUGCCUGAAGUUCGCAUACGUUUUACAUCUCCACACCCCAAGGACUUUUCCGAAGAUGUUUUACGUGUUAUAAGAGAUUACCCAAAUGUAUGUAAAAAUUUACACUUACCAGCACAAUCUGGUAACGAUAAAGUACUAGAACGCAUGCGUCGCGGCUAUACCAGAGAUGCCUAUUUGCAGUUGGUAGCAACUAUACGUGAAUAUUUACCCGACGUAGGAUUAUCUAGUGACUUCAUUUGUGGUUUUUGUGGAGAAACCGAAGAAGAAUUUGAAGAUACUGUUACACUCAUUGAACAAGUGCGCUAUAAUGUUGCUUUCCUGUUUGCCUAUAGUAUGAGAGAAAAAACUACAGCCCAUCGCCGAUAUAAAGAUGAUGUACCACUUAAUGUAAAAACCGAAAGACUGCAGAGAAUGGUUAAGGCUUUUCGGCAAGGCGCCACAGAAUUACAUAAAAUGUAUGAGGGACGCCAAGAGUUAAUAUUAAUUGAAGGAAAAAGUAAACGUUCCGAUGAUUGUGUAUUUGGUAGAAAUGAUGCCAAUAUUAAAGUAAUUGUACCUAUUAAAAGAUUACCCUUGACUUCCACUGAAAAUAAUUCAGAUACCAAAGGAAUUGUUCCUGGUGAUUUUGUAGUGGCUCAUAUUGAGGAAACUAACUCUCAGGUUUUAAAAGGCCAACCGUUGUAUAUAACAAAUUUACAAGAUUUUUAUGCUAAAGUAUAAUAAAUAUUAAAACAAAGUUGUUACGUUAAAAAAAGAAAACAUCUUUUAUUCUUCCAU